Lodderomyces margitis is the source of this 1677-nucleotide messenger RNA. It is a transcript of the gene LAP4, whose product is annotated as Lap4p. Gene Ontology annotation, biological process: proteolysis. Bases 1 to 1677 code for a protein of 558 amino acids. The record is from RefSeq and is a predicted model, not a curated record. Gene Ontology annotation, molecular function: zinc ion binding; metalloaminopeptidase activity. The transcript has a single exon. Gene Ontology annotation, cellular component: fungal-type vacuole. Lineage: Eukaryota; Fungi; Ascomycota; Pichiomycetes; Serinales; Debaryomycetaceae.
AUGAACGAAAGUUUUACCAUUUUGAAUGACGCUGACAGUGUGAUAUCUAUCACUACUGAUGAUGAAAGUGACACCUCAAUUGGGGGUCCAAUAUUGCAAAAUUCAGAUUCAGCACCAGGCAUUUCAACAAUAAAUUCAACUAGCUCCGAAUAUACACAAGACUCGUGGGCUAUCCAUGAUAACUACACCACCACUGAUACACCCCAAGUUUUUGACUUUCCAAGACUGAGUUACACUAGUGUGCAACAACUGAGAGAAGAAACAAACUACAAUGAAAUUUAUGCUGAUGAAUUCAUCAAAUUCAUGAUAGCCAGUCCUACCACUUACCACACAAUUGUUCAUUUCAAGUCAGUUUUGGAAAACAAUGGUUUCAAAGGGCUAACCCAAACCAAGCCAAUUAAAGAUUUAGCUCCUGGUUUCUACUACACAAGUCGGUCAGACCAAUGUUUGGUUGCAUUUGUCAUAGGAGGAAAGUGGAAACCCGAAAAUGGCUCUUGUUUUGUGGGAAGUCAUUGUGAUGCUCUAAGUGUCAAACUCAAUCCACGGGGACUGAUGAAACCACGAGUGAAAGGGUAUGAUUUGCUUGGUGUUGCUCCGUACUCUGGAAGCUUGAACAAAAAUUGGCUCAACCGAGACUUGGGGUUAGCUGGAGCUGUUUUAGUACGCGAUUCGGAUAGUGGGAAAGUAACACGAAAGCUAAUCAACUCACAUGCCCCGGUUGCAUUUAUUCCAGAGUCGGCGUACCUAGUUGACGACACACAGUAUAACAAACAAACACAAACUGUACCAAUCUUUGGAUACUCAACCGAGGAGCCAGAACCAACAGAGGACGAGAAGCGUUCCAAAUUCUACAACCGCCACUCACUAAGCUUGCUUAGAUAUAUAUCUCAGCUAUCCGGUGUACCUUUAAACUCUAUAGUGGAUAUAGACUUGGAUUUAGUUGAUGUACAACCGAGUUGCAGAGGCGGCCUCGAACGAGAGUUUAUCUACCUGGCCAGUUUAGAUGAUAGAUUAUGUGCGUUUGAUUCAAUUUACGGGUUGAUUGAAUUCAGUCGAAAGUUUUUCACCGAUGCAAAAGUGGAAGACUAUGAUGGCCUCAGUGGGGUAUACUUGGCAAAUAAUGAAGAAAUUGGUAGUUUGACCUCCACAGGUGCUUUUGGUGGGCUCUUGGUUGAUAAUUUGAGAGCACUAGUCAGCGACAAAUGCAAACAGGCUUAUGCUGAAGAAGCAAUAGCACGGUUGAUUAAAAGUACCGUAUUUUUAUCUAGUGAUGUGACGCAUGCGAUGAAUCCUAAUUUCAAAGAAGUUUAUUUGCAAGGAAACUAUCCAUUGCUCAAUGUUGGCCCAUCGAUCAAGUUCGACUCAAACGCCCAUGUGUUGAGCGAUAGCUUAGGAAAGGAGUUUUUAGAUCGAGUGGUUAAAAACCUACCAGGAAUGAAGUUACAGGAGUUUCACAUUAGAAACGACUCAAGAUCUGGAGGGACGAUAGGUCCCAUAAUGUCAGAUGCUAGACGAGGAUUAAACGGUGCCAAACUCAUUAUAGAUGUUGGCAUGCCAAUUCUAAGUAUGCACUCGAUAAGAAGCAUCAUGGGGUACAAAGACGUGGGUAUUGGUGUCAGAUUCUUUAAAGAGGUGUUUUCCAAAUGGAAAGACGUCAUUGAUGGAAUGGAUGCAUAG